GCAGGACGCAGUUGCGCGGUGACGUCACACCGAAGGGGCAGAGAAGCGGCGGGACGACUGCGCGAACCAGCCAGCUCCGACAUGGAGGCCGUGGGCGGUUAGCAACAGGCCGAUUCUCUAUCGGUAGCUACGCCGUUGGCGAAGAGGCAAACCCCAUAGAAACAAACCUUCGUAAAGACGAAUCUAGUUAAUCUUAACUGGGUUCUAUUGCGGAUUGUGGGUGCACUAUUCUGACAGUCGCCAUGGCUACGGACAUGGGCUCCCCGCCGCGGUUCUUCCACAUGCCGCGCUUCCAGCACCAGGCUCCGCGGCAGCUCUUCUACAAGCGGCCCGACUUUGCCCAGCAGCAGGCCAUGCAGCAACUGACCUUUGACGGCAAGCGGAUGCGCAAGGCCGUCAACCGCAAGACCAUUGACUACAAUCCGUCAGUCAUCCGCUUUCUGGAGAACCGCCUUUGGCAGCGGGACCAUCGGGAUUUUCGAGCAAUCCAACCGGAUGCUGGAUGUUACAAUGACCUUGUCCCUCCCAUGGGCAUGCUUAAUAACCCCAUGAAUGCUGUCACCACAAAAUUCGUCAGGACCUCAACAAACAAAGUCAAGUGUCCAGUGUUUGUCGUACGGUGGACCCCCGAAGGCAGGAGACUGGUCACUGGAGCCUCCAGUGGCGAGUUCACUCUGUGGAAUGGGCUCACCUUCAAUUUUGAAACCAUCCUCCAGGCCCAUGACAGCCCAGUGCGAGCUAUGACCUGGUCCCAUAAUGACAUGUGGAUGCUGACCGCUGACCAUGGAGGCUACGUAAAGUACUGGCAGUCCAACAUGAACAACGUCAAGAUGUUCCAGGCCCACAAGGAGGCGAUUAGAGAGGCCAGUUUUUCCCCCACGGAUAAUAAAUUUGCCACUUGCUCCGAUGAUGGAACAGUUCGCAUCUGGGACUUCUUACGAUGUCAUGAAGAAAGGAUCCUCAGAGGUCAUGGUGCAGAUGUCAAGUGUGUAGACUGGCACCCAGCGAAGGGCCUGGUGGUAUCGGGCAGCAAGGACAGCCAGCAGCCCAUCAAGUUUUGGGACCCAAAGACGGGACAAAGUCUAGCCACGCUACACGCCCACAAGAACACUGUGAUGGAAGUCAAGUGGAACCUCAAUGGCAACUGGCUUCUGACCGCGUCACGUGAUCACCUUUGCAAGCUGUUUGAUAUCCGCAAUCUGAAGGAAGAGCUGCAGGUCUUCAGAGGCCACAAGAAAGAGGCCACAGCUGUAGCAUGGCAUCCUGUCCACGAGGGCCUCUUUGCCAGCGGGGGCUCAGAUGGGUCCCUCCUCUUCUGGAAUGCGGGGGUAGAGAAGGAGGUAGGAGGCAUGGAGAUGGCUCAUGAAGGGAUGAUCUGGAGUUUGGCUUGGCACCCUCUUGGACACAUCCUAUGCUCUGGAUCCAACGAUCAUACCAGUAAAUUUUGGACCAGGAAUCGUCCUGGAGACAAGAUGCGGGAUCGGUACAACUUGAACCUGCUCCCAGGGGUGUCUGAGGAUGGAGUGGAGUAUGAUGACAUGGAACCCAACAGCGUGGCAGCCAUCCCUGGAAUGGGCAUCCCCGAGCAGCUAAAGGCGGCCAUGGAGCAGGAGCAGAGUGGAAAAGAAACCUCAGCUGAGGUAGAGAUGACCAUUCCUGGGCUGGAUUGGGGCAUGGAGGAGGUGAUGCAGAAGGACCAGAAGAAAGUUCCGCAGAAGAAGGUUCCUUAUGCAAAGCCAAUCCCUGCACAGUUUCAGCAGGCAUGGGCGGAAAACAAGGUUCCUGCACUAGCGCCUGGAGAGACGCCGAAGGAGAGGAAGGAUGAGAAGAAGGUGGAUGGCAAGAAGAAGACGCAGGCGGAGAUAGAGCAAGAGAUGGCAGCCUUGCAGUACACAAAUCCAUUGCUGUUGGAGCAACUCAAGAUCGAACGUCUGGCUCAGAAGCAGUCAGAACAGGUGUCAUCAACCCCUCAGGGCCAACCGGGAUCAUUACAGCCCUUCCCUGGCCAGGGCCCCAUGCCUCCCCCUCCUCAAGGAUUCCCGCAGUCUCUUCCCCCUCAGCAGAUGCCCCACAACAUGCCUCACAUGGGCCCUGGGAAUCUUCAGGGACCAUUCAUGCCUCAGAACCAGAUGGGUCCCCCAGGCCCACAGCUUCAUCAAGGACCUCCCCAGGGUUUUAUGGGGCCCUCUGACAUGCACGGGCCUCAAGGCCUUCAGCGACAUCCAGGACCAGUCAGGCAUAUGGCACCUCAGGGGCCACAAGGGCCCCAUGGCAUUUCCCCUGGGUCCCGAGGGAUGACUGGACCUCCUCAGGGAGGAAUGCAGGGCCCGCCAGGACCUCAGAACAACAUGAUGCCCCCCCCACCUCGAGGAAUGGGGCCAAGAGACAAUCAGGGGCCUGGACCACAAGGGAGCAUGAUGGCCCAGGACAUACGGGGACCCCCAUCCCAGGGCAGUAUGAUGGGGCACCAGGGUCCUGCCAUGCAUGGCCAGGGACAGCAGAAUCCCCCUAGGACUCAUGGCAACAUGCACGGUCCUCCUGGUAACAUACAUGGUCACCCAGGCAACAUGCACGCCCCACCUGGAAACUUGCACGGUCCUCCGGGCAACAUGCCGGGUCACCCUGCAAACAUGCAUGGGCUCCCUAGCAACAUGCAGGGACAUUCCCCUUUCAUGCAACAAGGCAAAUCACCACUGUUAGGUGAAGGAUCCAGGGGGCAGUUUAACCAGGUGGGACAGAGUCCGCAGCCAAUGAUGUCUGGAAUGGCACAGCAGGGACCCAAUGGAAAAGGAGAUGCCCGCGGACCCCCCAAUCACCACAUGGGGGCUCCACCUGAUCGGCGGGGCCCAGAGGGUGUAGGGGUGCCAGACCAAGUCGCUGACAGGGGGGGCCCUUACUGGGGAGAUUCUCGUGACGGACGCCGCGGCCCCCCUGAUUACGAGGGGGCAGACGAACGCUUCCAUGGACGAGGGGAGGACAAUUGGCGGCCGAGGGGCCCCGGGCAAGAAUAUCCCGCUGAUGGCAGAGGCCCCAGGGGGGCCGCACCAGGGAAAUGGGAGCCACACCGAGCUUCAGAUGAGCGUUACGCCCGAGAUGCCGAGGAGAGCCGCUUCCGUGGACGCCGGGAGGAGAGGUUCGACAGUUACGAAGGUCCCGGGGACGAUUUUGAGCAGCGUCAGAGGGAGCCCAGGCGGCCUUCACUGCCCCCGCGACAUGACUCUGAAGAAGUGUUUCGCAGGGGUGGCCCAGCUAGGUCGGAUUCCAGGGGCGGUGCCCGGGGCUUUCCGGAGGAGUUUGGGCCAGAGGAGGGCUUCGAUGCCGCGGAGGAUGUCGGUCGAAAUUGGGACAGUGGAGGCAGAGGGAGGAAUCGUGCCGGGCCGUCCAGAGGAGGUGCACGCAAAGGAUUGCUUCCAACACCAGAGGAGUUUCCCCAAUGUUACGAUGGAGGACGCAACUCGGAGAGCUGGGAGGGCGGCCGAGAUCAACCUCACGAGGCCUACAGGGAUGGGCAGCGGCCAGACCACGGUCCUCGGGAUAGUCCCUCGCCUGCCGGGAGGGAACGCUCCUCCUCCCUGCAGGGCAUGGACAUGGCCUCUCUGCCUCCCCGCAAGCGACCCUGGCACGACGGGCCCGGUACUGGAGACCCCCGUGAGGCAGAUGCCGGCACCAGCCUGGAGGACAGGGGUCGACCCCCGCAGAGGGAUCCUCACAGAGACGAGGGGGGCUACGGAGGACCGUCCCGAGGCCGUGGGGGGUGGGGGAGGGGCGGAUCAGGUGCAGCUGGGGGUGCAGGGCCCAGCGCGGGGCCUGCCACACGACGGGGUGCCAGCCGGGGGCUCCCACGAGGUGGGAGAUCUCGGUAGGACUGUACUAUUGGGAAAGGAGCUACAACUGUACCAUCUACCGGCUCUGUAUGGAGUGGGACCAAAGACAUACCUCCAUAUGUGCACCUUGUGUGUGUGCGCGCGUGCCUAGAUGCCCAUGCGGACCCUGCUCCACAUCUGUGUGGGUGUUCUGGCCCAGCUCUCACUGUGGGUGUGACACUGGACAGGUCCUGAGAACGUGUCCGUCCUAGAGUGCUUCUUGUUGGAUUAUCUUGCCUAAACUGGUUGCGACUCCAGCCCUGAGCAGGGAGGCCCUCCCCACCUGCUGCUGUGUUAUCCAGUCGUGGCCCCAUCAGGGAGCCUCCCCACGUACCAACAGAGGCGGCCAAGAAGACGGGAUUGACUGCUUCAUCACUGUUAAGCUGGCGUUUGUGUGGUUCCCCCACAGCAGCACUCGCACCCAGCUGUCUCAGCCGCACUGGCAGAGCAGCGAGUGCUGCUGCUCCAGUGCAGAAACCCACUGUCGUUGCUAAAUGUACAGUCGUUUUCCCCCAAAAGCACAUUCUCAUAAAACGGGAUCUGAUUGAUUCCCUCCGUCUUUAACUCCUUUAAUUUUUAAUAUAAAAUGGAGGAAGGUAAUCUAACAUUGCCACGCCCCUUUAUGUAGAGGGUGCAUUCUUUGUUUCUAAAUGUACAGUUUGUCAAGAGAUUGUCAUAUUGUUUUGUCCAUUUUUGUAUGACUGCAAUAGAACUUGUGCAAAAUUUAA
Brienomyrus brachyistius is the source of this 4591-nucleotide messenger RNA. RefSeq names its product WD repeat domain 33 (gene wdr33). The record is from RefSeq and is a predicted model, not a curated record. Gene Ontology annotation, molecular function: protein binding. Gene Ontology annotation, cellular component: mRNA cleavage and polyadenylation specificity factor complex. The transcript is spliced from 23 exons. Bases 243 to 3863 code for a protein of 1206 amino acids. NCBI's taxonomy places the organism in Eukaryota, Metazoa, Chordata, Actinopteri, Osteoglossiformes, Mormyridae.